AUGUCCACGGGAGGAUCAACUGAAGGAUACAAAACUGGCACUAUGCCAACUUUGUCACAUGAAUCAAUGCCGACAUCAGGAUCAACAAACACCAAGCCAACAGAUGGGUAUAUGCCCACGGGAGGUUCAACUGAAGGUUUCAAAACUGGCAUCAUGUCAACCAUAUCACAUGAAUCUAUGCCAACUGGAGGAUCAACCGAAGAAUACAAAACUGGCACCGUGCCAACUUUAUCAGACGAAUCAGUGCCCACGGCAGGAUCAACAAACACCAAGCCUUUAGACUGGUCUUUGCAAACGAGAGGAUUAACCGAAGGAUACAAAACUGGCACCAUGCCAACAAUUUCAGAUGAAUCAAUGCCCACGGGAGGAUCAACCGAAGGAUACAAAACUGGCACCAUGCCAACUAUGUCACAUGAAUCUAUGCCCACGGGAGGAUCAACCGAAGGAUACAAAACUGGCACCAUGCCAACUAUGUCACACGAAUCUAUGCCCACGGGAGGAUCAACCGAAGGAUACAAAACUGGCACCAUGCCAACUAUGUCAGAUGAAUUAAUGCCCACGGGAGGAUCAACAAACACCAAGCCUACAGACUGGUCUAUGUCGUCCAUGGGAGGUUCAACUGAAGGAUACAAAACUGGCACCAUGCCAACUAUGUCACAUAAAUCUAUGCCCACGGGAGGGUCAACCGAAGGAUACCAAACUGGCACCAUGCCAACUAUGUCAGAUGAAUCAAUGCCUACGGGAGGAUAUACAAACACCAAGCCUACAGACUGGUCUAUGUCGUCCAUGGGAGGAUCAACUGAAGGAUACAAAACUGGCACAAUGCCAACUAUGUCACAUGAAUCUAUGCCUACGGGAGGAUCAACCGAAGGAUACAAAACUGGCACAAUGCCAACUAUGUCACAUGAAUCUAUGCCCACGGGAGGGUCAACCGAAGGAUACAAAACUGGCACCAUGCCAACUAUGUCAGAUGAAUAUAUGCCCACGGGAGGAUCAACAAACACCAAGCCUACAGACUGGUCUAUGUCGCCCAUGGGAGGUUCAACUGAAGGAUACAAAACUGGCACCAUGCCAACUAUGUCACAUGAAUCUAUGCCCACGGGAGGAUCAACCGAAGGAUACAAAACUGGCACAAUGCCAACUAUGUCAGAUGAAUUAAUGCCCACGGGAGGUUCAACAAACACCAAGCCUACAGACAAGCCUGUGUCUCCCACGGGGGCAUCAACAGAAGGAUACAAAACUGGCACCAUGCCAACUUUGUCACAUGAAUCUAUGCCCACGGGAGGAUCAACCGAAGGAUACCAAACUGGCACCAUGCCAACUAUGUCAGAUGAAUCAAUGCCCACGGGAGGAUCAACAAACACCAAGCCUACAGACUGGUCUAUGUCGUCCAUGGGAGGUUCAACUGAAGGAUACAAAACUGGCACCAUGCCAACUAUGUCACAUGAAUCUAUGCCAACGGGAGGAUCAACCGAAGGAUACCAAACUGGCACCAUGCCAACUAUGUCACAUGAAUCAAUGCCUACGGGAGGAUCAACAAACACCAAGCCAACAGACUGGUCUAUGUCACCCACGGAAGGAUCAACCGAAGGAUACAAAACUGGCACCAUGCCAACUAUGUCAGAUGAAUAUAUGCCCACGGGAGGAUCAACCGAAGGAUACAAAACUGGCACCAUGCCAACUAUGUCAGAUGAAUUGAUGCCCACGGGAGGAUCAACAAACACCAAGUCUACAGACUGGUCUAUGUCACCCACGGGAAGUUCAACUGAAGGAUACAAAACUGGCACCAUGCCAACUAUGUCACAUGAAUCUAUGCCCACGGGAGGAUCAACAAACACCAAGCCUACAAACUGGUCUAUGUCGCCCAUGGGAGGUUCAACUGAAGGAUACAAAACUGGCACCAUGCCAACUAUGUCAGAUGAAUCUAUGCCCACGGGAGGAUCAACCGAAGGAUACCAAACUGGCACCAUGCCAACUAUGUCAGAUGAAUCAAUGCCCACGGAAGGAUCAACAAACACCAAGCCUACAGACUGGUCUAUGUCGUCCAUGGGAGGUUCAACUGAAGGAUACAAAACUGGCACCAUGCCAACUAUGUCACAUGAAUCUAUGCCCACGGGAGGAUCAACCGAAGGAUACCAAACUGGCACCAUGCCAACUAUGUCAGAUGAAUCAAUGCCUACGGGAGGAUCAACAAACACCAAGCCUACAGACUGGUAUAUGUCACCCACGGGAGGUUCAACUGAAGGAUACAAAACUGGAACCAUGCCAACUAUGUCAGAUGAAUCUAUGCCCACGGGAGGAUCAACAAACACCAAGCCUACAGACUGGUCUAUGUCACCCACGGGAGGAUCAACCGAAGGAUACAAAACUGGCACCAUGCCAACUAUGUCAGAUAAAUUAAUGCCCACGGGAGGAUCAACAAACACCAAGCCUACAGACUGGUCUAUGUCACCCACGGGAGGUUCAACUGAAGGAUACAAAACUGGCACCAUGCCAACUAUGUCAGAUGAAUCAAUGCCCACGGGAGGAUCAACAAACACCAAGCCUACAGACUGGUCUAUGUCGCCCAUGGGAGGUUCAACUGAAGGAUACAAAACUGGCACCAUGCCAACUAUGUCAGAUGAAUCAAUGCCCACGGGAGGAUCAACAAACACCAAGCCUACAGACUGGUCUAUGUCACCCACGGGAGGUUCAACUGAAGGAUACAAAACUGGCACCAUGCCAACUAUGUCACAUGAAUCUAUGCCCACGGGAGGAUCAACAAACACCAAGCCUACAGACUGGUCUAUGUCACCCACGGGAGGAUCAACCGAAGGAUACAAAACUGGCACCAUGCCAACAAUUUCAGAUGAAUCUAUGCCAACGGGAGGAUCAACAAACACCAAGCCUACAGACUGGUCUAUGUCGCCCACGGGAGGAUCAUCCGAAGGAUACAAAACUGGCACCGUGCCAACUAUGUCAGAUGAAUCUAUGCCCACGGGAGGAUCAACCGAAGGAUACAAAACUGGCACCAUGCCAACUAUUUCAGAUGAAGCUAUGCCCACUGGCGGAUCAACAAACACUAUAGCUUCAUUUGGGUCUAUAUCAACGGGAGGAUCAACAAACACCAUGCCUUCAUCUGGGUCGAUGUUCACAGGAGGAUCAACAAACAUAAUGCCUACAUCUGGGUCGAUUUCGACGGGAGGAUCAACAAACACCCUGCCUUCAUCUGGGUCGAUGUCCACAGGAGAAUCAACAAACACCAUGCCUUCAUCUGGGUCAAUGCCCACGGUAGGAUCAACGGAAGAAUAUACGAUUGGCAUCGUGCCAUCUAUGUCAGAUGAAUCCAUGUCCACGGGAGGGCCCACAAACGCCGUGCCUACAGAUGUGUCGAUUUCCACGGUGUCAGUGACUGUACCGACAUCAUCAGAUACGUCUCUGUCAACAGGAACACCAUAUUCGUCUUACCAUUCUUCCACGACGGUACACGAUACAGACGCAACCUUACCAAAUACAUUAGUUACCUCACAAAGCACAUCGGAGACAGCAACUCAGUCACCUUACUCGCAAUCUACAUCAGAAGGAGGAACACCGCUGUCAUCAGAAGUGACACAUUCCAUAACUACAGCAGCACAGGGAUCAGUGUCAACGACAGGAGCAUUGAGUGGCUCAACAACGGAGACUUAUUCGUCGAAUGCAACACCGGCAUCAGUAAUGUCAUCUUCAUCGCAAGUUACAACUUCGCAAUCAGCAACAUCAACAGCUUUGGUAUCAUCAUCACCAACAUCAUCAUCACCAUCAUCAUCAUCACCAACAUCACCAUCACCAACAUCAUCAUCACAGUCACCAAUAACUACAGUAUCGACAGGCACAUCAAGUUUUACGGAUUCAUCAGGAAUAACCUCAUCAACGACAGUACCAACGACAGUACAAACGACAGUACCAACGACAGUACCAACGACAGCACCAUCAGCAGCAGUAACAACGACAACCACUACACCACCAACAACUAUUACAAAUACUAAUACAGCAGCAGCAUCAACGACAACUACAACGGCACCAGCAGUAACAACAACAACCACUACACCACCACCAACAGUAACAACAACCACAACACCACCACCAACAGUAAUCUCUACAACCACUACACCAUCACCAACAGUAACAACAACCACUACACCACCACCAGCAGUAACAACUACAACCACUACACCACCACCAACAGUAACAUCUACAACCACUACACCAUCACCAGCAGUAACAACAACCACUACACCACCACCGGCAGUAACAACUACAACCACUACACCACCACCAACAGCAACAACGACAACCACUACACCACCACCAACAUUAGUAACAACAACCACUACACCACCACAGGCAGUAACAACAACAACCACUACACCACCACUGGCAGUAACAACUACAACCACUACACCACCAGCAGUAACAACUACAACCACUACACCACCAGCAGUAACAACAACAACCACUACACCACCACCAACAGUAACAACAACCACUACAUCACCACCAACAGUAACAACAACCACUACACCACCACCGGCAGUAACAACAACAACCACUACACCACCACCAACAGUAACAACUACAACCACUACACCACCACCAACAGUAACAACUACAACCACUACACCACCACCAACAGUAACAACUACAACCACUACACCAACACCACCAGCAGCAACAACUACAACCACUACACCACCACCAACAGUAACAACUACAACCACUACACCACCACCAGUAACAACAACAACAACCACUACAUCACCAACAGUAACAACAACCACUACAUCACCAGCAGUAACAACUACAACCACUACAUCACCACCAGCAGUAACAACAACCACUACACCACCAACAGUAACAACAACAACCACUACACCACCACCGGCAGUAACUACAACCAACACCACCACAGUAACAUCAACAACCACUACACCACCACCAACAGUAACAACAACAACCACUACACCACCACCAACAACUAACAACAACCACUACACCACCACCAACAGUAACAAAACAACAACCAUACACCACACAACCAACAGUAACACAACAACCACUACACCACCACCGGCAGUAACAACUACAACCACUACACCACCAACAGUAACAACAACAACCACUACACCACCACCAGCAGUAACAACAACAACCACUACACCACCAACAGUAACAACAACCAACAACCACUAAACAACAACCACACCACCAACAGUAACAACAACAACCACUACACCACCACCAGCAGUAACAACAACCACUACACCACCACCAACAGUAACAACAACCACUACACCACCACCAGCAGUAACAACAACAACCACUACACCACCACCAACAGUAACAACUACAACCACUACACCACCACCAGCAGUAACAACAACAACCACUACACCACCACCAACAGUAACAACUACAACCACUACACCACCACCAACAGUAACAACUACAACCACUACACUACCACCAGCAGUAACUACAACCACUACACCACCACAAACAGUAACAACUACAACCACUACACCACCAGCAGUAACAACAACUACAACCACUACACCACCACCGGCAGUAACAGCAAUCCCUUCCUCAACAGUAACAACCAUAACUACACCAACAACCACAACAACAACUACACCAACAACCACAACAACAACUACACCAACAACCACAACCACAACUACACCAACAACAACAACUACACCAACAACCACAACAACAACUACACCAACAACAACAACAACUACACCAACAACCACAACCACAACUACACCAACAACAACAACUACACCAACAACCACAACAACAACUACUACACCAACAACUACAACUACACCAACACCAACAACUACACCAACAACCACAACUUCAGCCGCUCCACAAGCUUUGGCUGACGUUGAGUCUAGUUUUGAUUCCGGCGCAAACCGAAAAUUCCAAGACAUACUAACAAUGUCGGUAUUGUGUAUAUGCUCUAUAUUAAUUUACAAUAUACCCAUUGUACUUUAACUUGAACAUCAUCCAGUCCGCUUACCACCAAGUUUUAUUUUAUUAGCUUAAAAUAUUAGCUGCAAUGUAAAAUGAUCAGUGGGCCUACUUAUACAUAUGCUUACAGAAAGACUCUUUUACCAUAAAAACGAUAUCAGUUUCGUUUCGUGUAUUGGUUAAGCAUCGAAGUAUGAUUAUGCAGGAUAUAUAUUCUGUAACUGAACAUGAAAAAAAAUGUAUUCUAACAUCAGGAUAACAGGACUAUAUAAAAAAGUAAUCUACAGACCUGUAUAUGACCCUUUUAUUUCGAUUUAUUUUCAUCGUCACAUUUGGCUUAAGAGUCUUAAGAGACUUUGAGUAGAUGUGCAGGUUAAAAGGGUCACUGAUAUCUGUAUCAAAAGGGUACCGUUCUAGAUAAGUAAUACUAAGCAACGCAUGUGUGAGGUGUCACCGCGGUAGUGUCGUUUGUGAUAUCAUUACGAUAAGAAUAAUGGUAUUUUUUUUGUGUGUGUGUGUGUGUGUGUGUGUGUAUUGUGAUAAUCUGACAUUGUACA
Pecten maximus is the source of this 6551-nucleotide messenger RNA. RefSeq names its product mucin-2-like. The record is from RefSeq and is a predicted model, not a curated record. NCBI's taxonomy places the organism in Eukaryota, Metazoa, Mollusca, Bivalvia, Pectinida, Pectinidae.